UCUAGAUGUCGGAAACGCAAAUUCAUUCAGUGUAAAUUUUAGGAGCUUUCGUAUGUAAAUAACACAAAAUUUGUAUAUCUCUUUAUGUUGACUGGGUCAUAAAUUAUGUCAACCGAGUUGAAUUACUAUUUAAUAUAGCUUUCCUGUAUGGAUGAUGAAUAGGAAAAUAUGUGCUAAAUCGUGCAUGUCAGUCUUAAUUUCACAUUUAUUUGUGUAUUCGACGAGUUGUAUCAAAUGUAACCUAUGCAUAACAAGUUGACAACAUUUGUGUUUCAUCUAAUCUUAGAGUCACAAAUUCCCGCCCUUUAAAUGGGACGUUCAUAAGAUUGAUUUGGGUGCAUUCUAUUUUAUUAAGGACAUUUUUCAAUUCAUGGCUUUAACUGUCUGGAAAGAGGAUUGACAUUAAAAGGCUGACGACAAAUUUCAAAGUUUAGCAAACACAGCAAGACCAUUGUGAAGUGAUCAGUAAACAACAAAACUAACCUGGAGACGCCCUUGGCACGGAACCUUAUUUGAAAUGGAGAUAGUCACUUGUCUUUGUAAAGACAAAGAGUCCAAGAAGGGAGUUCUUGAUAACUAGUUACAAAGAUGUCUUCCUUCCGAGAAAAGAAUCACACAGCAAUGGACACGAAGUCUAAAUCGGACAAUAAACACCUAGAAAAUAUCAGCAAGGGAUUGAAUAAAGCCAGACAAUACAUCAUUAUACUGUUAACCUAUUUCUUCUACAAACUUACACAAACUAUCGUUCUAACAUUUCAGAAGUUUACAUGGGCUGUGACUGGGGUAGAGAAAACUCGAAAGGAUGCAAAACAUGGCCUGCAAUUUAAACAAAGCGUCCAUGUUCAAAGUAUAUUUUGGCGCCGGAAGUUCAUUAGUACGUCAAUGGCAGAUCCAUCAAAUUUUAUAACAACACACAAAGCGUUUAAACACCCAAACUACAUACUCAAGCCGACAGUAUCGUUAUAUUGUAUGACGAAAGAUGAAGUUAUAUUUGUAGAGGUUCCCGAAGGAGUUGAUAUUACUGGAACUAAGCAACCUAGAACACCUAUGUAUAUACAGCAGUUUCAACGUGCUCAUAGUUUGAUAACAAUGCCCUUGCCAGCUUUUCAUAAAAUUGCCCAUGAUCUCGGAAAUCCGCGUGUUCCUAUUAUUUGGAUCUCUAAUACUGGACAUUGUGGUUCUACAAUGCUAGUGCAAAUGUUUGCAAAGCUUCCAGGUAUGUUAGUAAUGAAUUCUCCUGAUGUUUUAACAACACUUGCUUUCCUAGAGAAAAAUAAUAAUUUUGAAAAGGGAGAGUAUGAACAGCUACUGCCAGGAGCAAUUCGUAUUUUGUGCAAACCGGACGAAAGAGCAAGAAUGAUUUGUGUUAAGACAAGACCUUGCUGUACAAUCCAAAUGGGAGACGUUUAUAAGAAUUUUCCGCAUAUCUACCAACUAUAUGUGUAUCGAAACAGUUUAAAAACGAUUGCAUCGUCUUUGAAUAUAUUUGGUAAUGAAGAAUUCGAUAUAAUAUCUAGAUACAUAUUAGACAGUGAAGUGUUGUCUACUGUAUUCCCAUGCUUUCGCAAGCUUUUGUAUAACAAAUACUGCUCUGUACUUGAUAGAACACCCCCUAUUGUAAACCCAAAGAAUAUGACAACAGCUUCCGCUUUCACAAUAUCAUGGGCUGCAAAUAUAGCUACGUGCUUAGAUUUUGUUGAAGCUGGUGUCCCACUCUUGCCACUACUAUUUGAAGAUAUGAUGCGCAAUCCGCGUCGCACGUGUUCAGUGUUAUUUGAUCAUUUAGAAAUUAGACAGGAUUUUGUCGACACUGCUAUGGAAGGCUUUAAAUUGGACACGUCUAAACACCCAAAUAGCGGGCAAAGUUCGAUUUUACCAGAAUCACGGAAAACUAUUCCUCACGACUUUAGAGUUGAAGCAGAUAGUAUUUUGAAAAAGUUUGGAUUACCAAAACUCGGUGAAAGAUAUGAAAUUCCAGGUUUAGCUGAUUUUGAAACACCAAAAUUUAACAGAGAUCUUUCUCGUGACAGAUUUUUAUGAUUAUAUAUAUAUAAUAGUGUCUGCGUAUUUGUAAAUAAGACGAAAAUGUACUAUGCAUUAUAUAGAUAAGCACAAUAAAUAUUUAAGAUGCAGUAUUUUAAGAAUUGAUAUAAAAAUCAAACGCCAAAUUUUCAAAUCCAAGGACGUCAUUCCAACACAAUAUGUCUAUAAACAUUUAUAAAACAACAGGCCAAACAAAUAAGGUCAAUGGAAGACAAAUUGUGAGCAAAGUUGCCAUUGUUCUAUCACUGUGCGUUCUAUUGGAAGUAGGUUAACAAAAGGGAGACGCUUAUUUGGGUAUAUCUAAUCUUACCAAGAAUCAAAGAGAGGAAAGUGUAUCAGAAAUAAGUUCAAAUAUAUGAAAUAGUUCUUAUGAUGAAUACAAGGCCAAGUACCUUUGUUACAACCAUUAUAUAUUUUAUAAUAUUCAAAUAUGACAAACAU
Molecule: messenger RNA, 2484 nt
Organism: Mytilus californianus (California mussel)
Lineage: Eukaryota; Metazoa; Mollusca; Bivalvia; Mytilida; Mytilidae
Exons: 4
Coding region: 589-2040 (483 amino acids)
Source: RefSeq, a predicted model, not a curated record